Molecule: messenger RNA, 1579 nt
Organism: Didymella exigua CBS 183.55
Lineage: Eukaryota; Fungi; Ascomycota; Dothideomycetes; Pleosporales; Didymellaceae
Exons: 3
Coding region: 346-1431 (361 amino acids)
Molecular function (GO): protein binding
Source: RefSeq, a predicted model, not a curated record
UCGACGAGGGGAAGACUGGGACCGGUGGGCUAGCUAGCGCUGUUUGGCAGUGCCCGCCUUGCUGCAACGGAAAUAGACUGCGGGUGGUGACAGGCGGAGCGGGCUGAGGCAGCCUUGGCUGUCCUACAAGCAAUUCACCUCUGAUCUGGCAUUACGCGGCGCAGCAUCCUACGUUCGAUGCAUCCUGCCACUUUUGCUGAGAAGCUGCGCCGAUAUACGACGACCCUGAAAGUACAAUAAGAAUCUCCGGACAUCUGUAGCUGCAGCGAACUUGCAGUUGCGACGCGUUAUUGCAGAGCACGCCCCAGUCCAGCUGCACGCCUCGAAUAGGAUUGCAGACCAGCCAUGCCGCUCAAAGACCUGCUCAAGCUGAAGACGAAGCUGAAAGACGAAGCCGCGUCAGGCGCGGCGGGAAAAGGACCUACGCUGGGCGUAGACGUGCCCGAGUUCCAGUUCUUCCGUACGACGACCAGCACGCACGAAGCCAUCGAGCCGCCCUCGUUUCCCGGCGACCCCACGCGCGCUGAAGCGCCCCUCCUGAGCCCCAAGGACACGCGCGGCUUUGGCCGCUUCCGGCGCUCCUCCAACGUCAGCACCACGAGCUCUGCGGGCAGCGGGCGCGGCAGCGAAGACGCGGCGCGGCCGCGGGCCGGCACCCUGAGCGAGCGGUUUCACUUGAGCCGCAGCCGCAGCCAGAGCAGCGUCAACGUGCCGGACAACCUGCCCGACGUCGGCGAUGCGCCCGUCGCCCGCAACGACGAGGACGAGGCCAAGUGGGAGAAGCGCGCGACCAUGCUGGUGCAGCGCGGCCCGCUGGCGCAAAGCAGCGCCCCGCCGACGCCGACCAUCGAGCUCAACGGCGCCAUGGCCACCGCCGCCGCGCCCGCCGACGAGCAGGACAUGCAGGAGGCCAUCCGGCUGCACGAAAAGGGCAACCUGGAAGCCAGCACCGCGCUGUUCGGGCGUCUGGCCGACCCGGCCGGCGCCAACAACGCCCUCGCGCAGGUCCUGUACGGGCUCGCGCUGCGCCACGCAUGGGGCAUCGUCGCGGACCAGGAGGCCGCCGUGCACUACCUGUCGCUCGCGGCGUCGAACAGCGCCGAGGUCGAGAAGCUGGCGCUGGGCGCGGGCAUGACCAAGGGCGGCCCUGCGAAGGGCGAGCUCGUGCUCGCCAUGUACGAGCUGGCCAACUGCUUCCGCAACGCUUGGGGCAUUAAGAAGGAUCCUGCUGCCGCUAAGCAGUACUACGAGACCGCUGCGAAUCUGGGCGAUACGGACGCGAUGAACGAGGUGGCCUGGUGCUACGUCGAGGGGUUUGGAUGCAGGAAGGAUAAGUUCAAAGCGGCUCAGUUCCUGCGCCUCGCGGAAUCAAAGGGCAACAAGACAUUGGGGAAUACCUGGAUAUGGAAACCAAAGUACGAUCCAAAGUAGCUCUGCUCUGUCGACGAGCAGUUGCGCUGUAUGUACUGACUGCUUCGUACUCUGUCCACUCCACGCCAGGUAGGUACGGGUAGAUAGAUCUGGUGGAUAUGGGUCUGCAUGUAUCAAACCUCUUACCUCUGGCAUGUCUCAUGUCGCA